AUGGCAUGUGGACUUCGUACAAAUCUAAACAGCAUAAUGUUUUGUCGUUGGCUGGUUGCUGGGUAUCUCCUAGCAGUUAGGGUUAUAGCACAAGCGCCCUAUGCCACAGUAUGGAUCUGGACACCCAACCAGAACUGGCUCGAGUUUGGUUGGCACUCUGAUGUAGUGACCGCAACAUCGACCUUGGUCACCGUUAUCAAUACUGUUCUUGAUACAACUAGUACAAUCACGAGUUACCCGCUAGGAUACACUCCUCCGCCUACGAAUGAUGCUGGCACUAGAGUUGAGACGAUUACAUUCACUCGAUCGUUGAAAGCCACGACUACUUCCGGUACAACACAGUGUUCGACAGUGACGACGAACACAGCCUCUGAUUAUUUCGGAGCCACAAAGACACCGAUCACAUCUAACCCUCAACCCACAUCUGGGCCUCUGUUUGCGACUAUGCCGGCCAAUGACACCGAAGGGUUCUCCUACGACUUCGUUCCGGCUGGCAUGGACGAAACGCUUUUUGAAUACCCAUCUGUCGUUGACCUGUUCCCAAAUUCACAGGCUAUCCAAGACUGCAGACCUGGUGGUGCCGGACCGAAUCUGGGCGCAUUCACCGCAACCCAUUGGACUGUCAUAGGAACGAUCAGUUACGACGAUUCAUCUACUACAAGUAGUAAGACUGCCACUCCUUCAACGCCUGCGAGCACAACCACCCUAUCUACUUCUCCUUCAAGACAUACAAGUGUUUCAACCACUGUUGUGGCAACAAGCACUCCCCCUGGUGCUAAGAGCGCGCCCAGUUACACUGUCGAUGAAUCUCCAAAGACCACGCUGAAGACCCGAAGUAUUGCAAGCAGUAUCGAGAGCAGCUUAGAUCAUGAGAUUCCACGAACUUCAUCUUCAGCCAGGCCAAGUGACAAUUCGGCGUUUGGCAAACCCAGUCUCGGCAUCAGCACCCAUGUCCCCGAAUCGUCCCACAUUUCUUUUAGCACCACGAAUGGUAUAUCAACUUUAGAGCAUCAGUCUGACGCUGCUUUCACAGGCGAGUCCGUUAAGUCCGAUUCCGGGUCACAUGCUACCGGAACGCGGACUGGUGCCUCGAGCGUCACUGUAGGACCCGCUUCAACAGUCGUUACGACCACUGACUCGGCAGGUGCAUCGGUUGCAACUACAAUUGCCGUGUCAUCAGCACCCGCCUCUGUAGUGACGACGACGGAUGCGGCGGGUGCAACCACAACCAGCACCGUUGUUGUUGCACCGAGUGAAGCGGGUGGCGGACUUCCUACACAAAGCAGCGGAGGGAGUGUUCCUUCUGGCUCCUCGACACUCCAGUCUGCUGCAGUUAUUAGUCGACGCUUGGAUGCACGUAUCGUGUUGGUUGUGGGUAUUGUGGGGUGCCUAUGGUGA
Molecule: messenger RNA, 1398 nt
Organism: Truncatella angustata
Lineage: Eukaryota; Fungi; Ascomycota; Sordariomycetes; Amphisphaeriales; Sporocadaceae
Exons: 3
Coding region: 1-1398 (465 amino acids)
Source: RefSeq, a predicted model, not a curated record